AUGUCUGCCAUUCAACAAGCAUCAUCUGGUACCCAGGGCCAGUCUAGGGUUAGCUUCUCUCACCUCCCUCCCCAGGUACGGGAAAUGGUGUACCGCUACGCUCUUGUACGCGACGAACCCAUCAAGAAUGACGAGUGGCCACUUGCAGUUUUGAUGCCUCCCGCUCUCGCGCAACUCAACAAGGAGACCCGCCGCGAAGUCAUCGAGAUUUACUUUGGCGAGAACACAUUUCACCUCCACCUCAGGGCCAGCGACUUCGACCGCUGGAGCAAGUUCAUCGGCUUUCCUCAUCUCUACAAUACGUUCCAUGGCCUCCAGAAAAUUGAGAAGGUUCAGUUGGAGAUGGGACCGUCGGUCUACUUCAGCAAGCACACGAACCCCCUCAUGCCUCCUCCUUUCGACUCUCAGGAUAGGGCGGCAGUUGUCAACAGGAUUGAUGAUCUUUGGGUACGCCUCCUUCUGGCUCCAGCUCGGGGGAUGCCAAAGCCGAUCGGUCCUCGCAACCAUCUUUUGUCCAGGAAUAUGAUGGCAGAUUACUGUGCCAAGGUUCUCUUCCGAAUCCUGGGCCAGUACUGUCCAGAGCUUCUGGAGGAGGUGACUGACUGGAUGCAUGAGGAGCCUGAGGGAUGGUAA
Thyridium curvatum is the source of this 633-nucleotide messenger RNA. RefSeq lists its product as uncharacterized. Lineage: Eukaryota; Fungi; Ascomycota; Sordariomycetes; Thyridiales; Thyridiaceae. The coding region runs from base 1 to 633 and encodes 210 amino acids. The transcript has 2 exons. The record is from RefSeq and is a predicted model, not a curated record.